Messenger RNA from Maylandia zebra (zebra mbuna), 2141 nucleotides. RefSeq names its product serine/threonine-protein kinase NIM1. Gene Ontology annotation, cellular component: cytoplasm. Gene Ontology annotation, biological process: microtubule cytoskeleton organization; protein phosphorylation; intracellular signal transduction. The record is from RefSeq and is a predicted model, not a curated record. Gene Ontology annotation, molecular function: tau-protein kinase activity; ATP binding. NCBI's taxonomy places the organism in Eukaryota, Metazoa, Chordata, Actinopteri, Cichliformes, Cichlidae.
UGUAGCCGGAGCCCUACUAACCAAGGGGUCCGAGUGUAGACACGAAGUCGCAGGAUUGUGAGGACUGCUUUAGUCCACUGAAGCUCCAUUCACAUGUUCAGCCACAGUCAGGUGUUACACUCUGAGGAAGAGAUAUGAAGGACUCGCAGCUCACAGCCGUCAAAAUGCGUCUAUGGCCGAAAGAGAAAACGAGCAAAAAAUCCAAAGAUGACUCUCCGAAGACGCAAAAACCAGCCAAGCCCCUGGCUUCUGCUGCCACGUGUGCCACCCCGCAGCUGACUGACGCAGAGAGGAGAGCGCAGUCUCCGUUUGAGAGGAUCGUCUAUGACAUGACCCACAACGAGAAGAUCGUCAAUGACCUCGUGCUCGGUCGAAGGAUCGGCUUUUACGAGCUGCGUGGAGAAAUCGGGCAAGGCAACUUCUCUACAGUUAGGCUGGGCAUCCAUGCCUUGACGAAAGAGAGAGUAGCUGUUAAAAUCAUGGACAAGCUGCAUCUGGAUAAGAAGAAACAGCCUCUGACUUCCUCAGAGAUCAGCUGCAUGGAGAAGCUGUGCCACCCCAACAUAGUGCGCCUUUAUGAGGUGAUGGAGACGAGCCGGAAGCUGUAUCUGGUCAUGGAGUACGGCAGCGGUGGAGACUUGUUCUCUCGAAUCACCACGAGGGGGAAGCUUAACGACCUGGAAGCCAAGCUGGUCUUCGCACAAAUCAUCUCUGCUGUUAAGCACAUGCACGACUGCAACAUCAUCCACCGAGACCUGAAACCGGAGAACAUCUUCUACACCACCAGCUUUUGCAUCAAAGUUGGGGAUUUUGGCUUCAGCACAGAGAGCAGCCCUGCUGAGCUUCUCACCACCUUCUGUGGCUCUCCGCCCUACGCUGCUCCUGAACUUUUUAAGGAAAAGGGAUACUCCGGACGUUACUCAGACAUUUGGGCUUUAGGUAUUCUCUUGUACUUCAUGACAACAGCAACUUUACCCUUUUAUGGGGAAAAUCUGGGCAGGCUGAAGCGCUGCAUCCUCCAGGGGGCUUACCGUAUCCCCUCUUAUGUGCCAGAUCCGUGCCAGCUGGUCAUCAAAGGCAUGCUGCGGAUUGUGCCUGCUGAUCGCUCCUCUUUAACGCAGAUUUCAGACAGUGCUUGGCUGAAGGGGAUUGAGUUCCCUCGUCCCUAUACGCCGUUGCCACUGUCUCCUGCUCACUUUGCACAGACAAAUCAGACUCUGUGCGUGGAAGAGCAAGAGGUAAAGAGUUUGCUGUCGGAUCUCGGGGUCGUGGCGCUUCAUUUCCAGAAUAACCCCUGCUUGGACUGCAGGAAUCCACUGACAGGGGCCUAUCGGAUCCUCCUCCAUCGAGUCCAGAAGAGGAGGUUGGUCGAGGCUGUGGGUUACUCUGUGCUCCAACCAGAUGAGUACGAGAGUCCGAGCAAGUGGUCUGCAGCAUCAGUUGACAAACACAAUCCUUCCACUGUAUGUGCAAUACUAUAACGACAAAGAGCUGCACCGGACUCCUUCAUUUGUGGCACCAAAGCGACUUUAUCACAUGUGUGCGCUCUCAUGCAGUCCAGGUAUUAUGUUACAUGCCUGUGAUUACAUCACCAACGGCAAGAUUACUGACGCAAAACACCUAUCAAUCACUAAAUGGCUAUCAGCAUCUUCCAAUCCUUCUUAGUCAGGACAUAAAUCUGACCUAAUCCAGGUAAGCCUAAUGAGACAGCCACAAGGGAACAUGCUUGGCCCAACAGAAAGUAAAAAAGAAAAUGUGUAUCAGGAGGAAAUAUAAGAAAAAGAGAGAAAACAAAAAAUAAAUUGUAAAAUUAGCCUACCGCAUUUGCAUUACAGCAAAUGCCUCAAAUGCCUUCAUUGGGUAUGCAUGUGACGUAAAAGUGAUUAUAAAUGCAGUUCACGUUGUUCACUAAGGAGGAGAGUCAAGCGCACAAUGAAUGUUGAGAGUUUACCUUGGUGUUAUUAUAUCUAUUUUUUUCAUAUCUUUGUAAAUUAUUCUCAUGUUUGCUCACAUUUUAAAGCAAUGUUUUCAUAAAUCCUCCAGGGAUGCUGCCCUGAGCUUCAAGCCACGCUGUAUCAGUAAUUCUAGCAAAGAUUAAGGCCAGAUUCAUUAAACAGAAUAAAGUUAUUUUCAAACAGUAA